ACCCGGGCGGACGUACCAAUAGCGACAUUGGAAGGGUUGGUGUGUGAGUGUGCGUGUUUCGCUGGGAGAAAUGAAAUGAACGUUCUUUAUUUUUAAGUAACUAUUUCUUUGUGAAAGCUGAAGGAGUUAAAUAAUACGAAAGAGGAGGAGACGAAGAAGAAGAAGACAUAAGGAGAAAUUGAGCGAGCGAGAGAACACGAAAACGAGAGUUUUAGUAAGAGAGAGAGAGAAAAUAAUAUUAAUAAGAGCAACGAUAACAGCGACGUAUAGCAUUACCUUUGGCGAGCCAUUCACGUCGAAAUCUAAUUAAACACAAAAAUAUGUUGUGAAAAAAGAUUCUGAAGACCCACCACAGUGAAAUCAUUACGAGGAAACACGACUGGCAAAAGGACCUUUAGAAAUCAAGAUGGAGAUUGAAAUGGAACAGAUACCUUUCAUACGAAGGCCAGAUAUGAGCGCAUUUGCAGCAGGCCAAGUGCAGGACCUAAUGGAGUGGGCCGACGUCUGGUACAGGCUGGACGAAGGACGAGGGAAGAUCACGCUGGACAAACUCGAAGGCAGGAUACGCAGGACGGUUAACAACGCGCAGGCAAUUCCACAGGCCAUUAGUAUCCUACACAAGGCGGAUUAUGGGCAGAAAGGAUGCGUGGAGUACAAGGACUUCAGGCAUUUUUACAACAAGAUCCUUCCCGAAUCCUCAUGGGAAAGGGCGGUGCUCAUGAGGGCGGCGCUGGACGUGGAGGAUAUGACGCCCACGAUGGAAGAAGUGCCGUGGAUGGACGUGUGGACGAAGGUAGUCGACUUCGCGCAUUCGAAACCCUCCAAGCAUGACUUCGACUGGCGCUGGCUCCUCCCCCAGGACUAUAACCGCCGGAAACUCCUCAACUACGUCUAUUACAGGAGCGAACUCAUUCAUCCUUCCCGCAUAAAGGAUUGGAUUCUCACCACGAAGGAGGCGGAUCGGAUCCCGAACGGCGUGGCCAUCCAGCUGCUGAAGAAGGCGGAGGUGGUGGAGCGCGCGGAUUCGAACAGGGAUGGAUAUGUGGAGUUCGAGGAGUUUUUGAGAUUUGCUAUGGUCACCUCCUCGACCUCCCGCAGGAGCGAGGCCUUCCGGAGGGGCGCCCUUGUGGUCCUUCCUCGCAGCAAAAGGACCCUGGAGACGAGGCAGUACCUGGAGGAGUACUCGUGCUGCCCCCCGCCGCUGUUCAUGCCCCUCGCGUCGCUGGCUGAGGUUGCCGUGUUUAUCUACUAUGCCGUUGACAUGGGCGUAACCAUUGGACCGAAUGGCCCUUGUCCUACGUACUCUCCUCUUGUGUACCAUCCUCAGCGGCGCUACGAAGCUUGGCGUUACAUAUCUUACGCGUUGAUCCAUUCUGGGUGGGUCCACUUAGUGAACAACCUGCUAGUCCAAGUGUUCUUCGGCAUCCUGCUGGAGAUGGUGCACAGAUGGUGGCGUGUUAUGAUCGUGUACCUGUCGGGCGUUGCAGCUGGUGCUCUCGCCCACUCGAUCUUCACGCCCACUGCUUUCCUCGCUGGGGCGUCGGGCGGUGUCUAUGCCGUGGAAUACGCCCAUCUCGGUAAUUUGUUCAUGAAUUGGCCGGAGAUGGAGAGGCCUUGGUUACAGCUGUUCGUGUUGCUCCUCCUGAUUAGCCUCGACUUCGGCUACGCUAUCUGGGAUACAUAUUUCGCCCUGGAGCCCUCGAACACGGGUCACAUGGCCCACUUCGGAGGCGCCGUUGCUGGGGUUCUGGUCGGCGUGGUGGUGCUCAGGAACCUGGAGAAGGAGACGUGGGAAAAAUACUGCUGGUGGUUUUCUCUCGUCCUCUUCCUCGUCGUCAUUACCACGGGAGUGAUGCUAAACGUUUUCCUGCCCGUUCCUGGGUACUUUCCUGAGGAUAUUCACUAGUGUUGUUUUGAGGUGCUGCUGUUUAGAUUUUUGUUUUGUGUUGUUUUAUGUUUCGUUC
Messenger RNA from Penaeus monodon (black tiger shrimp), 1964 nucleotides. RefSeq names its product rhomboid-related protein 3-like. Bases 407 to 1906 code for a protein of 499 amino acids. The transcript is spliced from 9 exons. Gene Ontology annotation, molecular function: calcium ion binding; serine-type endopeptidase activity. NCBI's taxonomy places the organism in Eukaryota, Metazoa, Arthropoda, Malacostraca, Decapoda, Penaeidae. The record is from RefSeq and is a predicted model, not a curated record. Gene Ontology annotation, cellular component: membrane.